Molecule: messenger RNA, 1532 nt
Organism: Nymphaea colorata (pocket water lily)
Lineage: Eukaryota; Viridiplantae; Streptophyta; Magnoliopsida; Nymphaeales; Nymphaeaceae
Product: protein arginine N-methyltransferase PRMT10
Exons: 7
Coding region: 60-1211 (383 amino acids)
Biological process (GO): peptidyl-arginine methylation
Cellular component (GO): nucleus
Molecular function (GO): protein-arginine N-methyltransferase activity
Source: RefSeq, a predicted model, not a curated record
AAGACCAGAUGCCGGCUUCACUGCGUUUGAGAAAGAAGGAAGGUUGAGAGAGAGUCACGAUGCAGAGCAACGGGGCUUCUCCUUCUCCUCUUCUUCCUCCUCAACCUUCUCGCGGAAGCAAUGGGGCGGCGGUGGUGGACAAAGGGGUGGACUUCGCCAACUACUUCUGCACCUACGCCUUCCUCUACCACCAGAAGGAGAUGCUCUGCGACCGCGUCCGAAUGGACGCCUACUACAACGCCAUCUUCUACAACAGGGAUCGCUUCCAUGGCAAGACUGUCUUAGAUGUGGGCACUGGAAGUGGAAUUCUUGCAAUCUGGUGUGCACAGGCAGGAGCGCGAAAAGUUUAUGCCGUUGAGGCAACAAAAAUGUCAUUACAUGCCCGUGAGCUCGUGAAAGCCAAUCGUGUUGAGGAUGUUGUUGAAGUUAUCGAGGGAUCCAUAGAAGAUAUUGAGCUGCCAGAGAAAGUUGAUGUCAUAAUAUCUGAGUGGAUGGGGUAUUUUCUGUUACGGGAGUCAAUGUUUGAUUCCGUUAUUUGUGCCCGUGAUCGCUGGCUGAAGCCAACAGGAGCAAUGUAUCCAAGCCAUGCUCGGAUGUGGUUAGCACCAAUCAGGUCAGGCCUGGGGGAGCAAAAAAAGAAUGACUAUGAUUCAGCAAUGCAGGACUGGUAUGGUUUUCUUGAUGAAACUGAAGCUUACUAUGGGGUUGACAUGAGUGUAUUAACGAAGCCUUUUGAAGAGGAGCAAAGAAAAUACUACAUGCAGACGUCGCUAUGGAAUAACCUUCAUCCUCAACAAAUAAUAGGAACUCCUGUUGUGAUCAAAGAAAUUGAUUGUCUGACGGCCAAAGUUGACGACAUAAUAGCAGUUCGAUCAGAAUUUACGACAAAAAUAGAUACUGAUACCGCGCGACUUUGCGGAUUUGCUGGGUGGUUUGAUGUUCAUUUCCGAGGGAGCAUCAACGAACCGGCAACAAGGGAGGUGGAGUUGACAACAGCCCCUUCUGUAGACAACUCUACACAUUGGGGUCAACAGGUCUUUCUCUUACACCCACCUGUUCGAGUAAAUCAUGGAGAAACCAUAAAGGCUGCUUUCUCUAUGUCCCGUUCGAGGGAAAAUCAUCGACUGAUGGAUGUUGAAUUUGUCUGUCAGCAACUACAACCAUCGGGGAAGUCGUCCUCACCGAUCACUUCCAAGUUCUACAUUGAAUAACAAUAAUACUGUCGAAGAUGUCAUCUACGUGUAUUAUUUUUUAUGAAAAUUUACAUCACGGUAAAGGAUCGUGGUGUGUAGGAGAGCAUUACUGGUCGCUUCCUACAUCAAUAGCAGGAGUUUUUACGGCUUCCAGUGUAGUAUAGACUAUAGUGAACGUUUUAUUGUCCUUUAUUGUUCUUUCCAUGUGAAGGCAGAGUGUGCUAUGGGGAUGUCCGUUUUGCGUGACUUGGUAAAGAGAAAAUAUGACAUUUUCGGUUUUAUAUCAAAGAUAUAGAUGAACCUUUUGAGUUGUUGAAUGUUAGUUUUCAUCUUUAUUUA